GGCGGUGGGGCUCAACUCGGUCAGCUGAGUGACAGUCACGGGACCGCGACCAGCUCAGUCUGGCUUACUGGAGGAGAGGGAAAGAUGAGCGGGGAUCUCCGAGGGCCACAGGACGUGGAGAAGGAGCGGGAGACUCUGCAGGCCUGGAAGCAGCGAGUGGAGCAGGAGCUGGACCGCGUGCUGACUUUCUGGACUGAGCACUCCCACGACGAGGAGCACGGGGGCUUCUUCACGUGUCUCGGCCGCGACGGGCAGGUGUAUGACGACCUCAAGUAUGUCUGGCUUCAGGGGAGGCAGGUAUGGAUGUAUUGUUACCUGUACCGCAAAUUCGAGCGCUUCCACCACUCUGGGCUUCUGGAUGCAGCAAAAGCAGGUGGUGAAUUUUUGCUGCGUUAUGCCCGAGUGGCACCUCCUGGCAAAAAGUGUGCCUUUGUGCUAACUCGGGAUGGCCGCCCAGUCAAGGUGCAACGGACCAUCUUCAGCGAGUGCUUCUAUACUAUGGCCAUGAACGAGCUGUGGAGGGUGACAGGAGAAGGGCAUUACCAGAGCGAAGCAGUGGAGAUGAUGGAUCAGAUUGUCCACUGGGUGCGUGAGGACCAGUCAGGAUUGGGCCAGCCCUGGUUGGCAGGGGCCCCAGCCGUAGAGCCCAUGGCGGUUCCCAUGAUGCUGCUCAACCUGGUGGAACAGCUCUCCGAGGCGGAUAUGGAGCUGGCAGCCCGAUAUGCGGAGCUAGGGGACUGGUGCACCCAGAGGCUGCUGCAGCAUGUGCAGAGGGAUGGCCAAGCUGUACUGGAGAAUGUGUCAAAGGAUGGCAAGGAACUUUCUGGUUGCCUGGGGAGACACCAGAACCCAGGUCACGCACUGGAAGCGGGCUGGUUCCUGCUCCGUCACUCCAUCCAGAAAGGUGACCCCGAACUUCGAGCCCACAUUAUCGACAAGUUUCUAUUGUUGCCCUUCCACUCUGGAUGGGACCCUGAACAUGGAGGCCUCUUCUACUUCCAGGAUGUGGAUGACUUGUGCCCCACCCAGUUGGAGUGGGCCAUGAAGCUCUGGUGGCCACACAGUGAAGCCAUGAUUGCCUUCCUCAUGGGCUACAGUGACAGUGGGGACCCUGCAUUGCUGCACCUUUUCUACCAGGUGGCUGAAUAUACCUUCCGCCAGGUGAGUGCUGCCUCCUUGUCCCUUCUAGAGGCUCAGGCACUAGGUAGAAUGUAGGGAGAAUCUCUUGCUCCAGCUUCCUCAUACCCCCUCACUGGGGAACAGUCCCUGAGCUCAUUGGAGCAGUCCUGGAGAGCCAGUACCCUUUGUUCCGUCAAAAAACGAAGCCUCUGCCUGGUCAGGUGCAGUGGCUCACACCUCUAAUCUCAGCACUCUGGGAGGCCAAGGCAAGUGGAUCUCCUGAGCUCAGGAGCUCGAGACCAGCCUGAGCUAGAGCAAGACCCCAUCUCUAAAAAAUAGCUGGGUGUUGUGGCGGGCGCCUGUGGAGAGACCGAGGCACUUGGGAGACCGAGGCAAGAGACUCACUUGAGCCCAAGAGUCUGAGGUUGCUAUGAGCUGUGACGCCAGGGCACUCUACCAAGGGCGACAUAGUGAGACUCUGUCUCAAAAAAAAGAAAGAAAGAAAGAGAAAGAAA
Nycticebus coucang (slow loris) is the source of this 1634-nucleotide messenger RNA. It is a transcript of the gene RENBP, whose product is annotated as renin binding protein. The record is from RefSeq and is a predicted model, not a curated record. The coding region runs from base 85 to 1215 and encodes 376 amino acids. Gene Ontology annotation, biological process: N-acetylglucosamine metabolic process; carbohydrate metabolic process; N-acetylmannosamine metabolic process. Gene Ontology annotation, molecular function: peptidase inhibitor activity; N-acylglucosamine 2-epimerase activity. Lineage: Eukaryota; Metazoa; Chordata; Mammalia; Primates; Lorisidae. The transcript is spliced from 9 exons.